AUGGAUGCUCCACCGGCUCAAGCCGCUGGGUACCCAGUCGCACCCUCCCCAGAAGGGGCGGAAAAGGCGGAUGAGACGGAUGAGGACUACGACCUGACUGACUUGCGGGGACUUCUCAAGUUCCUGUGUGAUUCGAACAUCAUUCUGAUCCGAGGGCAAUUCCUGAAGAAGCUUCUCGACAAAGGCCGUGCGUGGCCGCGUCGCCAGGAGUUGGAGCAGGAGGCCGCUGCAGCAGGAAAUGCCACAGAGUUCUUCAUCGAUCGUCAAAGGAUGAGCUCCUUGAGCUCCUUACCUUUGCCCGCUGACUGGGCCAAGGAGAGAGACUGCCCCUUCGUGGCCAUCUCACAUUGCUGGGAAGCGCGCGAACACCCAGACCCUUCGCGACACCAGUUGCGUUUGGUUGUGAAGCAUAUGCAGAACUUGGAUAGCCCAACGCUUCCCACCUCUUGGCUGAUGCGUGGGCACCUUCCCCAAGAUUAUUAUUUCUUUAUUGAUUUCAUGAGCCUCUACCAGUACGAGCGUUGCGCGGAAGAGCAGAACCGCAGCUUUAAGGCAGCGAUGCGGAACAUGCAGGUCGUAUACUGCCACGAGUGCACGCAGACCUGGCGCGUCGAGUCUCUUGCCCCAGAGAUGGAGGAAGAAGCUGCAUCUAUCCGAGUGGACAUCUGGGACGACGCCAAGAAGAAGAUGCGUCUCUCCCUGAUGAGCCGCCUCACGGCCAACCGCACUCCCUACAGGCGCCGCGGCUGGUGUGUGGCUGAGCUGCAGUGGUCGAAGGCACGCUCGGCCUCCGAGAAAACACACAUCAUCGACGAUGCAGAUGCGAUGCCGAAAUACGGGCGAGAGGCCCCGAUGCCCCCCAACAUUUUUGAGGACAGGGUGGAAAAGGAGGACUUGGUCUUCACUCAUCGUGGGGACGCUAAGCCGGUGCUGGACUUGCAGAAGAAGAUCUUCGAGAAAAAGGCCAAGGUCACUGACAUGUUGUUGCUGCAGGACCUGCCCAAAGAAGAGCUGCAGAUACUCGCUGCCGCGAUCCCGCUGUACCCCCGCCUGAAACGCCUAGAGCUGCGGCACUGCGAGUUUGAAGCCGGUGACUCCCGACCCCUCCUGGAGGCCCUCUUCGCUUCUUCCAUCCAAGAGCUUCUCAUCGAGGACUGCGAGGAUCUCCUGCCCUUCCUGGAGGCGUGGCGCAAGCUCGUUGAAGAGCCAAGCUCCGUGGGCAAGGCAUGCAGAGGUCCUACCUCAAUCUCUUUGAGGAAGAACAACAUCACAGAUUCGGGAGCCCAGGUCCUCAUCCAAACACUCCGAAAAAGCUCCUUGUACAUGCAAGUGAUCCUUGAGCAGAAUCCCAUCCGAGAGGCCACAACGAAGGCCUUGCGGCUUGCCAACGCGAUCUUGGCCAUCAAGUUCCAACAACAGGAGAGGCUUGAUUUGAGUCAGGCCGACUUGGGCGACUAUGAUGCCGAGGUGCUGGCUGAAGUUCUCCAGUCGAAUUGCUCCGUUACAGAGAUCAACCUGCGGCACAACAAGAUAGGAGAUGUGGGGGUACAGGCUCUUGCUGAAGUCUUCAAGGUCCACUGCUCCAUCAAGAAGAUCGACCUGUCGUGGAACAAGGUGGGGCUUGUGGGGGCGCAGGCCCUGGCAAAAGCCAUGGAGAUGAACCCCGCCAUCAAGUCGGUCGAGCUGUCCAAGUGUGAGAUCGGAGACCUGGGGGAAAAGACUAUGAAGUUGGCCCACGCGAUCUCGGCCAUCAAGUUCAGCAAAGGAGUGGAGGUUGACUUGUCUCGUGCUGGUUUGGGAGACUCCGAUGCAGAGGCCCUUGCAGAAGUCAUCAAGAUGAGCUCCAGCAUCGAGUCGAUCGACCUGGGUUCCAACCAGAUCGGUGAUGUGGGAACGCAAGCUCUUGCUGAAGCAUUCAAGGCCAGCCGCUCCUUCCACACAAUGACACUGAGCAAGAACCGGGUCGGAGAUGUGGGAGCGCAGGCCAUCAUCCAAGCGAUUCAAGAAAGCUCCGCAUGCAAGCAGGCGUUCCUUGAAGGCAACCAGAUCCAAGAGGCUGCCAUGAAGGCCGUGGAGUUGGCCAAUCAGAUCUCGAACAUCAAGUUCAGGGAAGAGGUGCAAAUCGGGAAUCUGAACAUUGAAAUCAAGGAGGUACGCAUACUUACUUUGAGCUGCAAGCGCUUGGGUGACUCCGACGCUGAGGCCCUCGCUGAGGCCAUCAAGGUGAGCCCGUCCAUCGAAUCGAUUGACCUCAGCUCUAACCAGAUCGGGGAUAUGGGGGCGAAAGCCCUUGCCGAAGCCUGCAAAGUGAGCUCGUCUAUCCGAAGGAUCGAGUUAGCUUCCAACCACAUUGGAGAUGCAGGAGCGCAGGCCUUUGCGGAAGCCAUCAGAGCCAGCCACUCCCUCAUAUAUAUCGACCUGACUUUCAACAAGAUGAAGGAUCAGGGUGUGAAGGCUGUCAGUGAUGCAGUCCGAGACAGCUCCUCCAACAAGGAGGCGUUCCUCGAAGGCAAUGUGAUCCAAGAUGCUACCAUAAAGGCAUUGCAGGCAGCGAAGGUGAUCUCGGUGAUCAGAUUCAAAGAAGCACCAGCUGAAGUCCGUUUACGCGACAUGCUCCUGGCGGAUCCUGAUGCGAUUGCUCUUGCGGAAGCUAUCAAGAUGAAAUCCUCCAUCCGCAAGCUCGACUUGAGAUGGAACCAGAUAGGAGACUGUGGAGCGCGGGCCCUUGUGGAAGCCAUUAAGGUCACCCCCUCCAUCGAAUCGAUUGACCUCAGAUCUAACCAGAUUGGAGACGCGGGGGCGCAGCUCCUCGCCGAAGUCAUCAGGUCGAGCUCCUUGCUCACAUGGAUCGAAGUCAGUUCCAACAGGAUAGGAGAUGUGGGAACGCAGGCUCUUGCUGAAGUUCUCGCGUCGAACUCCUCCAUCACAGAGAUCAACCUGCAGCACAACAAGAUAGGAGAUGCGGGGGUACAGGCUCUGGCUGAAGUCUUCAAGGUCCACUGCUCCAUCAAGAAGAUCGACCUGUCGCGGAACAAGGUGGGGCUUGUGGGGGCGCAGGCCCUGGCAAAAGCCAUGGAGAUGAACCCCGCCAUCAAGUCGGUCGAGCUGUCCCAGUGUGAGAUCGGAGACCUGGGGGAAAAGACUAUGAAGUUGGCCCACGCGAUCUCGGCCAUCAAGUUCAGCAAAGGAGUGGAGGUUGACUUGUCUCGUGCUGGCUUGGAAGACUCCGAUGCUGAGACCCUCGCGGAAGCCAUCAAGAUGAGUUAUUCCAUCGAAACAGUCAGGCUAGGAGAGAACCGGAUCGGAGAUGUGGGAGCGAGCGCUCUUGCAGAAGCUGCGGCAGUCAGCUCCUCCCUGUUGACGCUAGACCUUGGGAGCAACCGGAUUGGAAACUUGGGAGCGCAGGCCUUUGCGGAAGCCAUCAAGACGCAUUCCUCCUUGCGGUAUGUCGACUUGAGCUGGAACCAGAUAGGCGAUGCCGGAGCGCAGGUGCUUGCUGAAGCCUUCAAUCAGAGCUCCGCCCUUCGACAACUUGUUUUGAAAGUCAACAACAUCGAAGAUGCAGGGGCCAAGGCCCUAGAGGCGGCUGAGGCCAGCGGGGCAGGCAGAUGGAAAUCCAUCUCUUGGGCUCCAACCAGAUCAAUGCACCUUCUGGAGCAGGCACGGGAGCAAAGGGGCGGUGCAGGGAUCACAUGGGCCCCAUCACAAUCGGAACUUCUGAAACAAAUGCAGAGGAUGAAGCCACAUAGAUGA
Molecule: messenger RNA, 3753 nt
Organism: Symbiodinium sp. CCMP2456
Lineage: Eukaryota; Dinophyceae; Suessiales; Symbiodiniaceae
Source: the annotation of a GenBank genome assembly